CUGUCUGGAACGGUUGAUGACUGUAACUGCGAGGUGCAAUCUGUAGACACUUUCAAUAACUACAAGAUCUACCCAAUAUUACCAACCAUAUUACCUACUGACUAUUUUAAAUAUUAUAAGGCAAAUCUGAUUAAAGAAUGUCCAUUUUGGUCUGAUUCUGCAAAGUGCAAAAAAGAGCAGUGCAAGGUCUCGCCAUGUAAAGAGGAGGAUGUACCUUGUGGUUUAAGGAAUGCUAAACAGAAUAAUAGCGAAUCCAAGAAGGAAUGUGCGUGUGAUAAAGAUGAUACUCAAUGUCACAGUCAAUGCAAGGAAAAUUUAGGGGCUUCAAGCAGUGCAUACUCGAGGGAAGCCAACGAAAAAAAUGUUUGCUCGUCUGAAUGCAUCAUUGAGACAGAGGAGGAAGAACGUCUGGGGGCGCUGGACAACAGUAUAAGUGACAUGAGCCGGGAAGCUUUCGAAUCAUGGCAGGUUCACGACGAUGCAAAGCAUGACUUCUGUGUUCCCGAAGAUGAGUCAUCUGAGCAUGCUGAAUUCUACGAUUUGACCAUCAAUCCUGAGAGGUACACAGGCUACAAAGGCAAGGCAGCUCAUCGAAUAUGGAACAAUAUUUACAAGGAAAACUGCUUCAAGCCUGACCCACAAACACCUGGCUAUGAAAACUUCCUCAAUUCAAAGUCACUUGGAGACCCCAAGUACCUUGCAGGUCUUUGUCUUGAGAAGCGAGUGUUCUACCGUCUGAUAUCAGGCCUUCACAGCAGCAUAAAUAUUCACCUGUGUGCAAAGUACUUAUUGGCCGCUGGAGAUGGAGCCUUUAAACAAGAUGUAUGGGGACCAAAUCCGAAGGAAUUCCAGCGUCGGUUUUCACCAGAGAAAACUGGAGGAGAAGGCCCAUUAAGACUUAAGAACUUAUAUUUUACCUAUCUAGUUGUUUUACGGGCCAUUGCAAAAGCAUCACCAUAUUUUAAACAAGAAACAUUUUAUACAGGUGUGGAAGCAAGAGACGUUGAAGUUAAAAAUGUCGUUUUAAAAAUCGCAAUGCUAGCUGAAAAAUUCCCAAACCAUUUUAAUGAGAGUGCAAUGUUCACUGGAAAGGAAGCUCACAAUCUUAAAGAGGAAUUUAGGAAACACUUUUGGAAUAUAUCUCGCAUAAUGGACUGUGUUGACUGUACCAAGUGUAGGCUAUGGGGAAAAUUACAGAUUCAAGGACUUGGCACAGCUCUGAAGAUAUUAUUCUCAGAGAAAGAAAUAGGAAAACCAGGAAGCUCAUUUAUGCUGAAAAGACAUGAAAUUGUAGCCCUCUUCAACGGGUUUGCAGCAUUAUCCUAUAGUGUAAACCAAAUAGAAGAAUUUAAGAAGUUAACAAGCAAGCCUACGACUGGAAGUAAAAUACCUGUAAGCAACAUGAACGGGUCUUGGUGAUGAUUUAUUAACAACAACAAUCAUUUGAAAAGGACCAGUAAUAUGGAUGCAAACCAAUAUCAAGUUUCAAUUUUUCGUUAUCUGAAAAGAAGUAACUGUAAGUCAAGGGAGGGUGGGGGUGGGGUGUAUACUACCUGCGUUGUUAUUUAUGUAUAUUUAGAUAUUUUGAUGUUCUCUUUUCUUAAUGUGUAUAGGAAUACUAUACAUCGGUUUCAUAUAAUUCCUUUCCAGUCUCAUAAAGACAUUUAAAAUUGGAUCAAUUUGCCUGUAAAAUGGUCAGUUAAUUAUUAUAUAUUUUUUUAACUAUUAUUAUGUUGAUACUGUUUCUGCUUUUGCUGCUGAUGUUUUUGCUGUUGUUAAUAUUGUUAUUAGUGUUGAUGUUAAUAUUAUUAUCUACUUUUAGUAUGCUAAUAUUAAUAUAUUUAUUAUAGUUAUUAUAGUUUAUUAUAGUUAUUAUAAUUACAUUUAAUAUUAGUUUUCAUUUUAAUUUUUUUGAAAAAAACAAAACAAGAUAUUACUAGUAUGUUUGAUCACAGCAAAUGUUUACAAAUCAUUUGCUGUUAUUGUAAAAAUAAAAAAUAAUAAUAUUGUUAUUAUUGUUUAAUUAUCUGUUUAAUUAUUGUUAAUACAUAUUUUAAUGCUAAUCAUAAGUUUAUGUUGCAAUCUAGAUUGAAAUACGUACAUAAGCCUAGCUUAUGCAAGAUUAAUUCAACAGUACAAGUAAUCAAAUUAAUAUUAAAUUUAAUAUUUUUAAUUAAUUUAAUCACUAUAAAAAUAACUUUUUAAAAAAAGUUUCUGCUGUUUACUAUGCAUGUCCAGUAUUAUCUGUACUUAAAUCAACCAAGCAUUAAUGAAAUAUGUCGUUAUUUUUCUAAAAUCUGUUCUAUAGGUAUUCUAGGUAAUCAAUAGCUUAGAAAUAUAUUGAAUGAAAUUGUGUCUUAAUGGUUGACCAUGCCCAUUAGAAGCAUGUUGCUACAACAAUUUGGGCUUUCAAUUGAAAGGGUGAUAAUUUGAAUUUAAAAGCUCUUAAUGCACAGUGCUUGGGCAAGCCACUUUGUUACAUAUCACACACAGUAGUGGUUAGUGGUGGUUCUGACAGGGGGUUAAACAUGCCUGACAAUGUGUAACAAACCAAGAAUCUACUGCUUCUGGUGAAGAUCCCACAGUAAAGCUAUUGGUAAUAGAGAAUUGAAUUUCAUGGUUUUAGUUUAGGCAUGCAGGAAAUUCUUAAUAUAUUUCCUCCAUGGUUUAGGGUGUUAACAAUUUUUAGACCGCAGUAUUAGGAAUUGAAAUGACGAUAAACUUUGGUUGUAUUGGCAAAUUAAUAUUUUUAGUCUAUUGGUCACAAGAAUCGGCCAGUGACAGGGUUCAAUGCUUACCCACUUUCUACUGCCACAUUCACUGGCAUUGGUACCUGGUAAAGUCACUUAGUCUUAGUUUAGUAAUCAGGAAUUUUAUGGUGGACUCCUGGAAAGCCCAGGGCAGCUGCAGUGCGGCACCACUGCUUGUGCUUAAUUGUCCAGUGCACUGGGAGACGAUCCCUGCUUUUUUCCAAAGAGUGUAUUAUGCCUGUACUGGUACAUAGGAUGUAAAUUGUGAAGUUAAAAUUGUCUCAUGACUAGGAAUAGUUGGUUUUUGUUUAUGCAUCAAAUGUUCAAUGUUCAAUGUUUAUUUUCCACAAUUCAACAAUUCAAUAACAUUAUGCAUAUAAUAAUAUAAUAUAAUAUACAGAUAUAAUAAAUCAUCAAAGAGUUGGAAUUGAUUUGUGGAGGAGGCUAUAUAAGCUGAUUAGAUUUGUCUGAUCAGCUUUAAGCCAUAGGCCCCUUACAUGACAAAAGUUCCAAAUUUAAGAGAAGCCACUUCCAGGAGGUUAGGUUAAAUGAGCUUUAUUAACAAAUGUAGUUUUAUUUUGCUGCUUGUAGUUACUGCAAGGAGAUGAUUGAUAAUAAGGUAGUGAAAACAUGUAAACAUGAAUUGUGUAGUUUCCAUAGUAUUUUUGUAAUGCUUGCUGGAGUGCCAGGAGAUUUCUGCAGUAGUAAUAAGGCAUUGUGAAAUAGAUAUACUGUAAUGGAGUGAAGGUGUGGAUUGUUGUGGCUUACUAUCCAAUACUAGAGGAUUUUAAGUUCAACUCCACAUGGGCAGAUCCAGAAUUUUUUAAAUGGGGGAGAGGGCCACAACAGUUUCAGAAUAGAUAAGUGAGUAGCACAUACCAUUGAUAUGCAUUUAAAUUUUAAACAUUUUUGUGGCAAAACAGUGAGGGGGAACAUGCCCCUAGCACCUUACUGGAUCUGCCCCCUGCCUCAUGAGAUUUUGAUUAUAUAGCAUCACUUCUAUCCCAUAUGUGCCGAGCCACUUGUCAUUGAAUGACAAUGAGAAAAAAUAUAAAGAAUAUAGUUAUAUAAGAACUAAGUACAGUAGUAUUAUUUUAUGCAGUAUAUUAUUUUAAUGAACUUUGUUCUUGUUAUUUUAAUGUUCCUACUUUUAAAAACUAAGACUUAUGAGCAAAAAAUGGAGCAUGUCAAACCAACACACCCAAAAUAGGGUUUGUGAUUAAACAUAAGAAUAAAGUUUAUGUCAACUUUUCAUAAAUUUUUGAUUAAAUUAAUAGUUUAUUUGAAAUUGAA
Anneissia japonica is the source of this 4043-nucleotide messenger RNA. RefSeq names its product ERO1-like protein alpha. Gene Ontology annotation, biological process: protein folding in endoplasmic reticulum. The record is from RefSeq and is a predicted model, not a curated record. Gene Ontology annotation, cellular component: endoplasmic reticulum membrane; endoplasmic reticulum. Lineage: Eukaryota; Metazoa; Echinodermata; Crinoidea; Comatulida; Comatulidae. Gene Ontology annotation, molecular function: FAD binding; protein-disulfide reductase activity; thiol oxidase activity.